GUGAUGGCACCCAUCUAGCUAUAUAAGCAUGCCUUGUUCUCCUUGUAAGAGUAUCAGAAUACACACAUGACACAUGUAUUGAGCAUAUAUUUCUUACAAAUUCUCUUCCGUCAAUUAAUGAAGAUGAUGAUAUUUGUUGAGCCUUUGUUUUAUAUUAUCAUUUCUAUCACAGGGUAGUCGAGCCAACAGUCAAUAUUGAAUUUAUUGCCCGUUGUUUAUAGUUUUCCGAGCUUUUUUUUAUGUCAUGAAUUUGAGCAUUAGAAUUAAUGUGAUGUCCUUUUAUAUGUUUUUUUUUACUUUUAAAAAAAUAGUUGUAUGACUACGUUUUUUUAGUUUUGGAUACUCCAAGAGUUGAGAAUAUGAAUGGGUGCCUUAAAACCCAAAGGACACAAAGAGUUAGUUAUCUCCGUAUAAAUAUAUUGAUGAAUAUACUAAACCGUGACUUAGGAUGUUGAGAGUGCUAUUAAUCUUGAGAAGAUCGAGUACUAUUGUGUUUAUAUAUAAAAAAUAAUACGAGCCUAAGUACAUUCUCUAUCCAAACGCGCUUGGAAUGGAAGCCCUCUCUGUGGUGGAUUUUUUGACAAGUGUCCCGUUACUCCAAGGUUUAGAGCGGUCUUUUCUACAUAAGAUCGCUCAGAUGGUAACGAUUAUGAAUUAUGAGUGUGGUGAUUACGUGGUCCGUCAAGGGGUCGCUGGGCUUGGAAUUUACUUCAUUUGGGAUGGAGAGGCUGAUGCAUGCGGCGAUUUCCGACAUGUGAUCGAUGAAAGCCCGGAUGAAUUCCACCUCAAACGUUAUGAUUUUUUUGGUCACGGUAUUUCAUCAUCAGAUCAGCACGUUGAAGUAAUUUCACUGACUAAACUAACAUGUUUGGUGCUGCCUCAUAAACAUUGGCACAUGCUACCCCAAUUCAACUCAAUCCCAAAUUGUAAUCUUCAACAAAUAUUGGACCUUCAAGCUAUAAGAGAUAGUAUAUUUCAAGGUGUUACAUUGCCGGAAGCUCCAGCGUUUACAGGUAGAGUGUUUGGUGGUCAGUUCAUUGGGCAGGCUUUAGUUGCAGCCCAAAGAACGGUUGAUCCGCACAUGAUUGUACACAGUUUGAAUGCCAACUUCUUGAUUGCGGGAGAUGUUGACUUACCCGUGAUGUAUGAGGUUAUCCGUGCGCGUGAUGGGAAAAGGUUUUCGAGCAGGAGGGUUGAUGCCACUCAGAGUGGUAAACUUAUCUUCUCAUUGACAGCUUCUUUUCAGAAGGAAGAGGGAGAAAUCGAGCACCAAUAUGCACAACUGCCUAGUGUACCGGAUCCGGAUACGUUAUUAUCAAUUGAUGAGAUACGCCAAAGACGACUCAUUGAUCCUCGGCUUCCCAGGACGUACAGAAACAAGUUGGCUACGACGAAACAUAUACCUUGGCCUGUGGAAGUAAGGUUUUGUGCUCCUGAAAAUAUUGCAACUCGAUAUACCAAGACACCUCCAAGCUUGAGAUUCUGGUUUAAAGCAAAAGAAAACCCAAGUGAUGACCAGUCCUUCCAUAGGUGUGCGGUGGCGUAUGUAUCCGAUUUAAUGAUCAGUAAUAUAAUUCCAAAUCCUCAUCGCAAAAAGGGCUUGACCAUCGUUCCCUCAACUCUAAAUCACUCCAUGUGGUUUCAUAGAGACGUUCGGGCUGACGAUUGGUUAUUACAUUUGGUUCAUACUCCAUCCGCUUAUAAAUCACGUGGUUUUGUUAAAAGUCAAAUCUUUAACAGGAAUGGCGAGCUUGUGGCGUCGGUGGGGCAAGAGGCUGCCCUCACGUUUCUCAAACCUCGAGAGCCAAAGAUGGAGUCCAAAAUGUGACCUGAAAUGCGUAGGGAAUAUAUGGAUAAGAGAUUGGAAUUGAGGCUAAUCUUUAUUUCAACAUUCAAAUUAAUACCGAAUAAAGUAUGUAACUAUGUGGUUUCAAUUCUUCUGACUAAAAAUGCACGAGAACAUAACAAGUACACUGAAGUCACUCAUAAAUUUAUAAUUUUAUACUAUUAUCACUUCGUUUAUUCUCUA
Messenger RNA from Cuscuta epithymum, 2029 nucleotides. NCBI's taxonomy places the organism in Eukaryota, Viridiplantae, Streptophyta, Magnoliopsida, Solanales, Convolvulaceae. The record is from the annotation of a GenBank genome assembly.